This is a messenger RNA of Alnus glutinosa, 3218 nucleotides long. RefSeq names its product ATPase 8, plasma membrane-type. NCBI's taxonomy places the organism in Eukaryota, Viridiplantae, Streptophyta, Magnoliopsida, Fagales, Betulaceae. Gene Ontology annotation, cellular component: plasma membrane. Gene Ontology annotation, biological process: proton export across plasma membrane; regulation of intracellular pH. The record is from RefSeq and is a predicted model, not a curated record. The coding region runs from base 195 to 3050 and encodes 951 amino acids. Gene Ontology annotation, molecular function: ATP binding; P-type proton-exporting transporter activity; ATP hydrolysis activity. The transcript is spliced from 14 exons.
GGCAACAAAAUCUCAUUCAUUUUUCAGCUCUCUUUCUUUCUCUUUUCUCCUCUCUGUCUUUCAAUGGAGGACGAGGAGGCCUAGAAGAAUAUAGGUCUCUCUCACAGAAAAUAGAAAGAAAGGGGAGCUCUAUCCUGGCCUUUAUAUAGAAAAAAUAAAGAAAACCCAGAACAGAGACCUCGCCAUCUUUCAUCAUGGCCUCCGAACACCUCUCCUUGGAAGAUGUCAGGAACGAGACUGUUGAUCUUGAACGAAUACCAAUUGAGGAAGUUUUUGAGGAGCUGAAAUGUUCAAGAGAGGGUUUGACAGACGAGGAAGGCCAGAAGAGGCUACAAAUCUUUGGCCCGAACAAACUUGAGGAGAAAAAGGAGAGUAAACUCCUCAAGUUCUUGGGCUUUAUGUGGAAUCCCCUUUCAUGGGUCAUGGAGUCUGCUGCUAUCAUGGCCAUUGCUCUGGCCAAUGGAGGGGGCAAGCCACCGGACUGGCAGGACUUCCUUGGUAUUGUUGUGUUGCUUGUCAUCAACUCAACGAUCAGCUUCAUUGAAGAAAAUAACGCAGGCAAUGCUGCGGCUGCUCUGAUGGCAGGCCUUGCGCCCAAAACCAAGGUGUUGAGGGAUGGAAAGUGGAGUGAGCAAGAUGCAGCAAUGCUGGUACCAGGAGAUUUGAUCAGCAUCAAGUUGGGAGAUAUCGUCCCAGCUGAUGCCCGUCUCCUGGAGGGUGAUCCACUGAAAAUCGACCAGUCUGCUCUCACCGGUGAAUCCCUGCCAGUCUCCAAGAACCCUGGCGAUGAGGUCUUCUCCGGUUCCACCUGCAAACAAGGAGAGAUUGAGGCAGUUGUUAUCGCCACUGGUGUCCACACCUUCUUUGGCAAGGCCGCUCACCUUGUGGAUAGCACCAACCAAGUUGGUCACUUCCAAAAGGUGUUGACAGCCAUUGGUAAUUUCUGUAUCUGCUCUAUUGCGGUGGGCAUGGUGAUUGAGAUUGUGGUGAUGUACCCAAUCCAACGCAGGCCAUACAGAGAGGGUAUUGACAACCUGUUGGUACUUCUCAUUGGAGGCAUUCCAAUUGCCAUGCCAACGGUCUUGUCCGUGACUAUGGCUAUCGGGUCUCACCGCCUGGCACAACAAGGUGCCAUCACCAAGAGGAUGACAGCCAUUGAGGAGAUGGCAGGGAUGGAUGUCCUCUGCAGUGACAAGACUGGGACUCUCACUCUCAACAAGCUUAGUGUUGACAAGAACAUGAUUGAGGUGUUUGUAAAGGAUUUGGAUAAGGACAAUGUAGUCUUGCUGGCUGCUAGGGCUUCCAGGGUUGAAAACCAGGAUGCCAUUGAUACCUCGAUUGUUGGGAUGUUGGGUGACCCCAAGGAGGCAAGAGCAGGGAUCACUGAGGUGCAUUUCUUGCCCUUCAAUCCUGUGGAUAAGCGCACUGCAAUCACAUAUAUUGACAAUGAUGGCAACUGGCACCGAAGCAGCAAAGGUGCUCCUGAACAAAUUCUUGAGCUUUGUGAGGUAAAGGGGGAUAUGAAGAAGAAGGCACAUGAGAUCAUCGACAACUUUGCUGACCGUGGUCUUCGUUCUUUGGGAGUUGCUCGACAGACUGUUCCAGAGAAGACCAAGGAGAGUGCUGGAGGGCCUUGGGAGUUCCUGGGUCUCUUGCCCCUCUUUGACCCUCCAAGGCAUGAUAGUGCAGAGACCAUCCGCCGUGCUCUUGAACUUGGCGUCAAUGUUAAGAUGAUCACUGGUGAUCAGCUUGCCAUUGGAAAAGAGACCGGUCGCAGGCUUGGCAUGGGCACCAACAUGUAUCCCUCUUCCUCCCUCCUUGGUCAGAGCAAGGAUGAGUCUCUCGCUUCCAUUCCUGUUGAUGAGCUCAUUGAAAAGGCUGAUGGAUUUGCCGGUGUUUUCCCGGAGCACAAGUAUGAGAUUGUUAAGAGGCUGCAGGAAUUGAAACACAUCUGUGGAAUGACUGGAGAUGGUGUCAAUGAUGCACCGGCACUCAAGAAGGCAGACAUUGGCAUUGCAGUGGCUGAUGCUACCGAUGCAGCCAGGAGUGCAUCAGACAUUGUCUUGACGGAGCCAGGUUUGAGUGUGAUUGUGAGCGCUGUGUUGACAAGCAGGGCCAUCUUCCAGAGGAUGAAGAACUACACAAUCUAUGCUGUUUCCAUCACAAUCCGUAUUGUAUUGGGAUUCUUGCUUGUUGCUCUCAUCUGGAAGUUUGACUUCUCACCUUUCAUGGUCCUGAUCAUUGCCAUUUUGAAUGAUGGAACCAUCAUGACCAUCUCUAAGGACAGAGUGAAGCCAUCUCCUGUGCCUGACUCAUGGAAACUCAAGGAAAUCUUUGCCACUGGGGUUGUCCUCGGCACCUACAUGGCCAUCAUGACUGUGGUGUUCUUCUAUCUUGCAUAUAGCACUGACUUCUUCUCAGAAAAUUUUGGCGUGAGGCAUAUCGGUAAGAACAUGGAAGAGCUUAACUCAGCUCUCUACCUUCAAGUGAGCAUUAUUAGUCAAGCACUCAUCUUCGUGACCAGGUCAAGGAGCUGGUCCUUCGUUGAACGCCCUGGUCUCUUGCUUCUUGCUGCCUUCAUUGCAGCACAAUUGGUGGCCACCCUCAUUGCUGUGUAUGCACACUGGGGCUUCGCCAGGAUCAAUGGCAUUGGGUGGGGAUGGGCAGGAGUGAUCUGGCUCUACAGCAUCAUUACCUACAUUCCUCUCGAUGUCAUCAAGUUCGCCAUUCGGUAUGCAUUAACAGGCAAGGCCUGGAACAACAUGCUCCAAAACAAGACUGCUUUCACAACAAAGAAGGACUAUGGGAAGGGUGAGAGGGAGGCACAAUGGGCCAUGGCUCAACGUACAAUGCAUGGUCUCCAGCCACCAGAAACCCUGUUUAAUGACAAAAACAACUACCGGGAGCUGUCCGAGAUUGCUGAGCAGGCCAAGAGGCGUGCUGAAGUUGCCAGGCUCAGGGAGCUGCACACGCUCAAGGGACAUGUUGAAUCGGUGGUGAAGCUGAAGGGCCUGGACAUUGAAACCAUCCAACAGCACUACACAGUUUAAAACACAAUGUGAAAGAUGGAACAAAGCUGAUUUGUUUAACAAGUGUAUGUAGCCUAGUAAGGAAGACGGAGGCCGAAGGUCAAAGAAGCUAUUUGUUUUCUUCUUUUCUUCUAUAUUACAGGAGGUACAAUUGCUGGAAUAACCAGAUGCUUGAGAUUUGUUGUAGCC